Molecule: messenger RNA, 4853 nt
Organism: Nezara viridula (southern green stink bug)
Lineage: Eukaryota; Metazoa; Arthropoda; Insecta; Hemiptera; Pentatomidae
Source: the annotation of a GenBank genome assembly
AUGCACACCUGGGACCGGCUAAUGGUCCUCCGGUCAGCCGCAGCCUCUGGUAUAGCUCUAAUGAUCGAUUUUAUUAUCGCAGCCAUUGUCCGCUUCAAACCGACCGGACAGCCUGGAGUGCCGGAGCGGGCCUGGCCCCGGAGAGGAGGCGGACUCCCCGACCGAGCUCAACAGCUGCCGCCGCCUUCAGGACAAGCCCCCCCUCGUGAAGAGGCUGGCCAUGGGCACCACCCCCACCGAGGAGGAGCUCCUGUCCUCCCCGCUCAUCAUCUCCUCCAAGGCUGUGGACAUGGACAACAACAGGUCAGUGUCAGCUGUAGGAUAUCUUGUAUCUAUAGGGUACAUCGUAGGGUGUCGGAUGGAUCAGAUAGUAAAGUGGUAGGACCACCAGCUCCCCCGGAGAGGACAGACUCUCUUAAUAACAGGCCGGAAGAUGGUGAGCUCAAGACCGCGCCUUGGUUUCAAGCUGGAAUUCCUAGAGAGAUAACCCUCGAAGUUCUCGGCCAAGAACCUGUAGGAUCGUUCAUGGUAAGAGAAAGCACAUCAAAACCAGGCUGUUUCGCUCUUUCUCUGAGAGUACCACACGAAUUUCAGCCGCUCGGUAUAGCACAUUAUCUCAUCCUUAGGACAAAUAAAGGAUACAAAAUUAAGGGAUUCACGAAAGAGUUCCGAACAUUGACGGCCCUCAUCACUCACCACUCAGUGAUGCCCGAGCUGCUGCCUUGUCCUUUGUCACUGUCGCGCUACAACCCUACAUACUCCCAGCAAGACACGAGGAGGGACUUUGCCGACAUCGACUCUGAUCCCGACUACAACACCCUCGCCGAUUUCAGGAGAAUGAUGGCAGACCUCAAUGUCUGAAGUCAUUGUUGUGGAGAAGACUAUAUUUGUUAAAUGUGUGUGGAAUGAAAAUUAGUUCCGUGAGGGAAGACUCCUUUCAUUCGUAAUCAUGAUAUUUCUGUUUAUUUGUGAUUACCUGAAACGACUGAUCUAUAAAAAAUUUAUAUUUGUUUUGUUUUUGAAAUAUCACACCUAUCAGCUAUUAUUUUUGGAUUACAUUACAUCUUACCUGUUAUAUAUCAACUUUAAAAUCAUAUUUCCUAAAAUAUCAAAAUAAUAUAACAAUUUUAACUGAAAUAUGUUUAACAUUUUAAAAAUUGUUAUCUAUUGUUAUAAAUAUACUAGAGCAUUAAUACUUUUGCGAGUUAUAGUUGUAAGAAUAAUUUUCUACUUGUUCGAAACAAAAGAAAAAUACCUUAGGUUUAUUGCAAAAAGUUAUUAAGUAACAUUUUAAAAAAUAAAAUCACUGGGUACUUUGGUGAAUUUUUCUUUGAGAAAUCAAAACAGUGGACUUAUUGCAUCUAUUUCUGACAUGUUAUAGGAUUUAUGUUAUUUUGCAUAGAUAAAUAUGAUCUGAAAUCACAAAUAUGUAUCUAUAAGUUUAGCUCCAUCAAAAAUAUAUUUAGAUACUUUUUGCAAUAAACCGACAAUAUGUCCUCCAAUUGGUAUUUUUGUUUUCACCAAGUUUAUUCCUCGAUAUUCAUUAUAACUAUUAAAAAUACAUUGUUUCAUAUAUUUUUGGAUAUAAAUUCCAUUUCAAAGCAGUACGCACAAAGAGUUUCCUUGUACAUCUUUGUCAUACUAGUAAAUUCAAUAUUUUUCUUUUAUUUGAAAACAUUUUUAAUUUUAUAAACAAAAAAAUCUUUAUGAGAUGAAAGUAUCCUUGAUCGGAAAAAGUUACCUUGAGCUUCUAAUUUUAUUCCAUCAGUUUUUUUCCAUUAUACAAGUAACCUACCACUUGUAUAUUUUAUUAUUUUUAAUGUUAAAAAUGAUAAUUAGUUUCUUUGAUAGGAAUUAAUAUUUGAAUGUAAUGUGAUAAGAUAAUUUUUAUCAGCCUUGUCAUUGCGCAUAAUUUAUAUAAUUUGUUGAAUAAUGUAAAUAAGACUAAUUUAAGGUUAGAAUUGUAAAAAAAAAAUUUUUUAAUAAUUUGGUCCUAACCUUUUCUGUAUUAAUUUAAAUAUGUAUUAUAGCUGUCUCGUUUUAAAGAUUUAAUUAUUUAAAUGAAUGCUGUGAUCAUUUGUGAAAUUUCUUAUUUAUGAAGUUUCCACUUUGUUAGUUUUGCACUACAUAUUAACCCUUAUAAUUGAUUAUUGCAUUUGUUUCAAUAUGGUUGGAGUUAAGCAAACCCGACAGUGUCAGUCGGAAUGACAUUAUUAGGCAUGAUUCACAUUCUGAUUGUUCAUGUAAGGUUAAUAUUGAUGGACUGACAGGAUGGAUAGUUGUCCAAAAGUCCUGAAUUCAAAGCUUCAGUCGCGAGAAGGGGAGUGGAGACUGAAGUAAAAGUGGUGAGGAGACUGACCUAUCUACUAGGUAGGCUAGUUUACUUAAGCCUCACUCAAUCAAUGUACAUUCCUGAUUUUUAUUUAAAAUAAAAUAUUUGUUCAUAUCCCUAGUUCAUAUUUAUAUAAACGAUCAUCAAUUGAUUUUUUUAAUUUAAAUUUUCAACUACACAAUUUACUUACAGAAAAAUUUAAUCUUUCACAAUUGUGUAUAUUUAUCAGGUCUUUUUCUUUUUUUCUCAACAAAUUUAGUAUUUUCGCAAUAUUUUUCCUUAAUAUUUGUAAGUAGUUGACUUAUGUUUUCCUGUUGUCUAAAUUAUGUUCAGGCACUAAGAAGUAAUUAUUAUAUCUCUACUUUCCUCAUGAUGCCCAAUGUUAUAGAGAAUAAUAACCAAUAGGAGUUUUUAAUAAGACACAUUAUUAUUAAUGGAGAAUGAACCAGAUCCACACUGCCUGUUAUUUCAACAUCGACUGAGCUAAAACGGUGCCAGUCUUAUUGAUACGUGUAGGUUUUAUUAUGAUUGAAGCAAUCCUUGUCAGUCUUGUGACUGUCCCUCACAAUUCAAUUGAUGAUUGAACUAAUAACUCCAAAACCAUUCAUAAAAUCCGAUGACAAUAUAUAAUAAAAAAAUAUAUUUCCAAACAUUACAUAUUUAAUAAAUUGGUAAUUAUAUUUAAACAAUGUAUCAUAAAUAAUAUUUUAUCAACAAAUAAUUUUGUUCUUUUAUUUUUUGUAUAGAAAAAAAAUACUUAGGAAAAAUGUAACAAUGGAUUAUUUGACUAAUCUUAGUUUGUUAAUGGAUGAAUUUAGAGUGCAAUGCUUCAAUUAUCAUUUAAAUAACAUUUUUAUAAAUUAGGUCACAGUGUUAAUUCAAAGCGAGAUAACUUUUUUACUGAUUCAUUCUUUGAAAAUUUAUUUCUCUCUGAUUUAUUAAACUUUGUACCAAUAUUAAUAACAAUAAAACCAUUAUCAUUUUAAGGUACAACAAAUGAUUGAAUCUUACGAAAAGUUCUUAAUAGUUGUGAAAGUUUAUCAUUUUUUUACUAAUUAAAAACUAGCUAAUAAUUUUAAUUUUCUUAUAAAAAAAUGUCUUUAAAAUUUCAAAUAUAUUAAGAUGCAGUAGUUAUUAAUGUAACUAACUAUAAAUUUUAAAAACCUCUUUAGUCUGGUAACUAUCAGUUUUGAUGAAUUUGAAUUAAUAAUACCUAUUUAUUAUUUUUUAUUUGUAUAAUAGAUUAAAUUUGUGUAUCAAUGAGUAAUAAAUGUAUUAUUUGUAAGAAAAAACUACAUUGCCAAUCAUCAAACUAAACAUCAGUAUAAGAUAUGAAAGAUUGGUAUUGCCGGAGCUUUGAGGGAAUACCUGACUGAAGAGGUUUGUAAUCAUCAAAAAACUUAUAAAAAUGUCAGAAACAUUCCUGUAAAUGUGUUAUAGCAUAGACUAUUCAUAUUAAUACAAUAAAAUUUUUAAUAUGGUUAAUCUAUGGAUAUUAGGGUUUCAUGUCCGCUUGUUAAAGAAAUAAUGUAAUAUCAAGAUGCUAAGCAUAUAUUGUUUUGUGUAAAACUGUUGAAUUAAUUCUAGUGAUCCAUAAUUAUACAUCACAACCAGCUUACCAUUUAUUGAUUUAUUUGUUCAGUUUCUAUGUAUUGUGUAUUUGGCAUUUGAUCAUGUUUUCAUAAAACUAUUAUAAAUUGCAAAUACUGAUUUUAUGAAUAUAAAAAUAACUUUAACUGAGGAAUUAUUGUCAAUGAAGUUUAUCAUAAUUAGGAAAAAGUUAUUUUGACUAUAUCACCAUGUUCAAAAUAUUAAAUCAGUUCAAUAGCUUUAAAUCACUUUGGUACUAUGGAAGUUGUUUCACGAUCCUUGUUAUCAAACUAAGCAUUAAAGGAACUGUCCAAGCAACUAAUUGUAACUUAGGUUACUAAUAUAAAGAAAAGAGUAAAUAAGUUUUUUUUAACAAUACAGUGAAAUAUUAUAAGUUACAGGUACUAUGUUUUUGUAUUAUUAUAUUCAAUAUUUUUUUUAUGUUUUUGUAAUAGUAGUGUUAACAAUGAAUAGAUCUAACUUAAAAGUUUGUAUAACUGAUCUAUUGUUCUCCCAUCAGUUAUCAUUACAUGAUAGUGUGUAAGUGUUUCAAAGUUUAUAAGUAUUGCUGUUGAUGGAAUAUUAAUUUUAUUAUUAAUUCAUAAAACAAUUUUAAAUAUAAAAAUGAAUAUAUAUGUGUAAUGCUUAUAAUUGUAUAAAAUUGAAAUAAUGUUUAAAAAAUAGCUUACGACAGGCUAUGUGUACUUAUUGUAUUAUAAAAUCGCAUGUAAAAAGUAUUUUGUUAAUGAAGAAAAAUUAAAAAAAAAUCUUGAGAAUUAUUAGACCAAUGACACUAGGUCCCGCUAGUCAGUAAUGUCUGUGUUAUAUAUAUUAAAAUGUUUUAGCUUUGGGAAAAAUUUAUUUAAUCCAUAAUUAAAACAAAAAAACCUAUGUGAAUGUUAUUUUAAUUAAUAUAAAGUUGAAGCUAUUA